Messenger RNA from Styela clava, 1116 nucleotides. RefSeq names its product visual pigment-like receptor peropsin. Gene Ontology annotation, molecular function: G protein-coupled receptor activity. The record is from RefSeq and is a predicted model, not a curated record. Lineage: Eukaryota; Metazoa; Chordata; Ascidiacea; Stolidobranchia; Styelidae. Gene Ontology annotation, cellular component: membrane. Gene Ontology annotation, biological process: G protein-coupled receptor signaling pathway.
AAUCAAUCUUAAGGUCGCGAAGGUAUACACUAAUCGUUUUAUUAAUUUGAUAGGUUUUCACUGAAAACAGAUAGUUAUAACUUUAAUAAUGAUUGCUUCUAUCAGCACACUCGGACCAUAUGGGCGUGCUGCCUUCGGAUUGGCUAUGGCCACGUUGGGUAUGGUAUCUGUGAUUGGAUAUGUAGUUUAUCUUCGUGCAAUCUGGGGAAAUCGAGAACUUCAGAAGCGAACUAUAUUCCUCAUGUCUCUUUGUGUGUCAGACUUGCUCAUGAUCUUCGGACAUAUGGCUUGGACGGUUGCAGCCACUUUUCACCAGUCAUGGCCGUUUGGCGAUCUAGGUUGUCAGGUAACUGCUUUCUUCGCAAUGGGACCAGCGCUUGUCAGCAUCGCUAAUGUAACUCUGAUAUCGAUCGAUACUUACUACAGAGAAUGCAAGAAAGAAUAUUGCGGAGUUAAUUAUGGGAUAUAUCUGGCUGCGAUAUGGAUAACUGGACUUGCUGCUGGGUUCCUGCCUAUACUCGGAAUGGGCUCAUAUGGUUUCGAAAGCCCACUGCAAGUCGGUUGUCUGUUAGACUUCCAUGAAGCUAAAAGAGGAAUUGUCACUUACAUCGCUCUGUUGACUGUAGUAUGGUUCAUUUACCCGAUGUUCAAGUUGGUCAAAUAUUACAACAUGCUGCAGAAGGAAACUGGAGAUAGAUUUCUUCUUAGAGUUGUUCCAACGCAAAUGCUUUGCACCUGGACUCCUUAUGCCGUAUGCAGCAUUCUAUUUCUGGUUGCUGGACUUACUAACGUACCACAAGUUCCACUGGCCAUCAUAUCAAACCUUUGUGCCAAAAUAUCCAUCGCUAGCAACCCGUACAUUUACAUCGCUGGAGACCCGAAGUUGCGGAUCGCCUGUCAGCAAAUGUUGUUUGGCAAGAAGAUGACAUUCAACAGUGAUGUCACAAUCAAGGAGAAAUCAACUUGAUUCUAGUGAUUGAAUUUUUGUGACAUCACAAAUAUUAAUGGGAUCUUGUCAGAGAUAUGAAGUGUCUGUUAAUGUUUUCGUAUAGUUGUGUGUUUAUUGUUCAUCAAUAAAUGAAAAUAGGUGUAGAAAUAAAUGUUUAAUUUGCCGAA